This is a messenger RNA of Folsomia candida, 780 nucleotides long. RefSeq lists its product as uncharacterized. The coding region runs from base 84 to 725 and encodes 213 amino acids. NCBI's taxonomy places the organism in Eukaryota, Metazoa, Arthropoda, Collembola, Entomobryomorpha, Isotomidae. The transcript is spliced from 2 exons. The record is from RefSeq and is a predicted model, not a curated record.
UUGCCGGAUUCAGCAGUCACUCGGUGGAUCUGGGACUAGGAGGUCACAUUCAAGUUGAAAAUUUUCCUAUUUAGCACGACACCAUGUCAUUCUUCAGCAUUUACAAAUUCUUACUGGCAAUUGUCAUUUGUGCCAUCGCAGUUUUGGGAGCGGAUGCCAGACACGUUGACAAACGAUGGAUUCAAUACACUGGAGUCGGGGGUUCUGAUGAUCAUUACAAACGAGCAAUUGGGGAUGGGAAUGGUGGACAAGCCGAACAAAGCCAACAAGAUGCCGGAAUUUUCCCAAAAUUCCCUGGGGAUGAGGACGAAUUUGAGCAAGAAAGCCAGGUGCAGGGUCAGGAUGAUAACAUCCCCCCAUUGGAUAAGGAUAAGCUGCAAGAGGGGCAGGACAAUUUUGGGAUAUCGGGUAACAACGGUUUUGUCGGUGAAGAAUCAUCCUCUCUUCCUCCCGCUGAUACUGAAUCCAACGAUAUAGGAGAUGAAGGUCAGUCGUCGCAGAAUAGUGGAUUUGAAGACGUCGGCCAGCAAGAUUCUUAUCAAGGAGGAAAAGGGAGUGGAUCUUGGUAUGGCAAGGAGCGAGAGGAAGAUAAUGAAAUUGACGUGACCACCGAACGCCAACAGCAUAAGCCCUGGUACAAAAAAGUUCACGGAUUCCUCAAAAAUCAAUACAAUUAUAUUAAAAGUCGUGUUGGGAGGGCGGACGACUAUUAUGUAAAUCAGUAAGAGUCAGUUGUAUACAUUCAUGGAAUUGAUAAUAAAUCGGCAAUGUUAAUGGGAA